GCUGACGACGUCGCUAAUGAGCGCCGAAGCAGCAGCAGUGAGGAUGAAACCGACCUGCAGCUGAUUUUAUUCUACUCCUGCGCCAACUUGGUCUGCGUGAGAGUUGAGGGGAGGCAGUGCUGCUGGAGAGAAGAAACAAGAACAAGGUGUUUCAGCUGAGCAGGUCAGCUGUGGUUUUUGUGUUUUCUGCUGCAACGUUAUAGACCUCAGACGCACAGUAGAGGCACCUGCUCUGUGGAGUUGACCACCCUGUGCUGAUUCCUGCGCUUUGGUGGCAGAGAACCAACGUGAGAAGCUAAAGAGAUGGACCAGAACAACAGUAUACCAGCUUUCCAGGGACUGGCCUCCCCACAGGGUGCCAUGACGCCUGGCGUGCCUAUCUUCAGUCCCAUGAUGCCAUAUGGCUCAGGCCUGACACCGCAGCCUGUACAGAACACCAAUAGCUUGUCCAUACUUGAGGAACAACAGAGGCAACAGCAGCAGCAACAGGCUCAGCAGGCAAACGCAGGCCUUCCAGGCACAUCAGGGCAGACCCCACAGCUUUACCACUCCCAGACAGUAGCAGGCUCGACCACCACAGCUCUGCCAGGAAACACCCCGCUCUACAACACACCUCUAACCCCCAUGACCCCUAUCACACCGGCCACACCAGCCUCAGAGAGCUCUGGAAUAGUACCACAGCUACAAAACAUUGUUUCUACUGUGAACCUGGGCUGUAAACUAGACUUGAAGACCAUUGCUCUGAGAGCCAGGAAUGCAGAGUACAACCCAAAGCGUUUUGCUGCGGUCAUUAUGAGAAUACGAGAGCCCAGGACCACUGCUCUCAUCUUUAGCUCGGGGAAGAUGGUCUGCACUGGAGCCAAGAGUGAAGAACAGUCACGGUUAGCUGCCAGAAAAUAUGCUCGUGUGGUGCAGAAGCUCGGCUUUCCUGCGAAGUUCCUGGACUUUAAGAUUCAGAACAUGGUGGGAAGCUGCGAUGUGAAGUUCCCCAUUCGGCUGGAGGGAUUAGUUCUUACGCAUCAACAGUUUAGCAGCUAUGAACCGGAGCUGUUUCCUGGAUUGAUUUACAGAAUGAUCAAACCCAGGAUUGUCCUGCUUAUCUUUGUCUCUGGGAAAGUUGUACUCACAGGUGCCAAGGUUAGAGCAGAGAUCUAUGAAGCUUUUGAAAACAUCUACCCCAUCCUGAAAGGCUUCCGCAAAACAACGUAGAACCUGCAGCUCCUUUUUUCCUCUCUCCCAAACCCUGUCAGUUUUUACUCAUCUGUCUUUUAAUCUCACACGAGGCAUCAUCUGUAUGUAUUUUUUUUUUUUUUUUUUUUUUUUUUUAAAGGGAUGUGACAUCGUUUUCUUUUUUUCUACUCAAGUGUUUUCAGGUUUUUUGAAAAACCUUUCAAGAAGAUUUUUUAUCACUGCAUAUGAUCACAAGUUCUGGAAUGUUUUUCACCAAGACACCUCACAUUUUUGGACCUCUACAUUUUUCUCCCUGUUAUUUUUUGCUUUCUCUGUUGUCCCACUCACAUCCCUGAUUGUACAUAAGACUGUAAAGACAUGUAAAAAUCGGUGAAAAGCAGUCUGAGGAGGACUGUUCUUGUUUUACUUUCAGCUGUUUUAAAUAGUUUUAUAUAUUGUGUUUUUAUCAGUGGUCGGCUUGGACCACAAGUUUUAUCAAUACAUGUCAGGUCUACCCGCCCUGCAUUCCUUUAAACAGAAUUGACUGAGAUUUUCGACACUGUUUGCACCAAACUGAAUCAGUCUGCUUUGCGUUCGUCAUUAUGCCUACAUUCAUAACCAGUGGAUAUUUGCUAAUCUUAGUCCUCAUCUUGCGAAUGUUGGAAGGGGAUUUCCCUUCAAAGUAAUAAACCGGCAUGGUCUUUGAUGUUCACUCUGGGAAGCUGAGUUAAGUUGGAUUCCCUUACGUUUUAAAUAGAAUGAUGCUGAUUUAAAUUGAACAAAGUCCUCCUGUUAAAGUAGUUUCAAUUGGUAUGGGCUCCCCUCUGCUGUAGUGACUCCAGCCUCAAAGUGAUCAAAACUUUUGAGGAGUGGGAAGCUUUGUCCUGUGAGCAAUGCAAAAGAGGAAAGUCUGACUGAAUCAAGCAAACAUUGGAACUUUUGCUCUUAUAGUAGAAAUACUUAAACUUACUACCUAAGUUGACAUUGUUCUCCCUAUACUCACAAGCACUAAAAGAUAUCCUGUUGGAAGAGAAACCGUGCAUCAUGUCAACAUGUUUGUUGCUUUGAGUUUCCUAAGUUGGCUCUUCAAUAGUAUUGUUUAAUGACAGUAUUUGUUUUUCAAUCAUUUGAGUUUAAGCCGAUGUGAAUCAGUCCUGACUUUGCACACCCCGCCCUCAGCUGAAAACGAGUUACAUUUUUGGGCACUUGCGUCUGUGUCUGCAUGGAUAGCAAUCGAUUGGGGAAAUUAGAGAUUUAUAUGAAACCAUAUUAAUUUCUACAUUUCACUAGCGAUUCUGUACUUAGCAGCAGCCAAUCAGGAGUCAAGGAAUCUAAAUGCAAAUGUACUUCUGCAAUUGUGGUGUGCUGCACAGUCCAAUAAUAAAUAUGUACAUACUGUCUCUUCUUA
Messenger RNA from Labrus bergylta (ballan wrasse), 2578 nucleotides. RefSeq names its product TATA box binding protein (gene tbp). Gene Ontology annotation, molecular function: DNA binding; RNA polymerase II general transcription initiation factor activity. NCBI's taxonomy places the organism in Eukaryota, Metazoa, Chordata, Actinopteri, Labriformes, Labridae. The record is from RefSeq and is a predicted model, not a curated record. Gene Ontology annotation, biological process: DNA-templated transcription initiation.